Molecule: messenger RNA, 1283 nt
Organism: Frieseomelitta varia
Lineage: Eukaryota; Metazoa; Arthropoda; Insecta; Hymenoptera; Apidae
Gene: CaMKII
Product: calcium/calmodulin-dependent protein kinase type II alpha chain-like
Exons: 3
Coding region: 1056-1283 (75 amino acids)
Biological process (GO): protein phosphorylation
Cellular component (GO): neuron projection; cytoplasm
Molecular function (GO): calcium/calmodulin-dependent protein kinase activity; calmodulin binding; ATP binding
Source: RefSeq, a predicted model, not a curated record
UAUGUCGGACAUGCGGAAUCGAGUCAGUGCGCGGUAUUCCGUCUAACCAGCGACGGUACGCAAUCUCCUUCGGCCGUUUCGGAUCGCGAGAAACUUCGAGUGGCGAGAUUCUCGUUGGUCGAUAUUGCGAGAAAGUCGAUCGUAGUCUCGAUUCAGUCGCGAAUCGCAUUCUCCGUCGUGAAGUUUAUAUUGCGCGGAGAAGUACGUUGAGAAAUCGGACGAGUUGGACGGACGAAGCAACGCGACCGGAAAUACGCCGUUGAAUCGAAGUACGUUCGCGCAACGAAAGCGACGUUCGUUGCGUUCGACGACAGAGAGAAAGAGAGAGACUAUAACAGAGCAGAAAGUAAAUUGUACCGUGAAGCGUGAUCCUGAAAAAGUUAGCCGCGUGGCCGAGCAUAAUUCCAGGUGCUAAAUUUAAAUGUGCUGCCCCGAUCCCCUUGGGUUAUUUCGCCUAGGUUGGCUGCGCUCGAACGGCUCGCUAGCGUACCCUGUUCUCCGUCGUCAGCCCUGCCGGCAGUGGUAUCGGUGUUGAUCGUCGUCACCAAGUAUAUAUACGUGCGCGGUGGUCGCCAUUGCCGGCGGUAACGGCACUGGUGCGAAAUACAUAUACACACACACAUACACACACACAACAUACAACAUACACGCACACACAUACAGGCAGACGUCUCCUGCGCGAUCGCGAGCUUACCACCACUACGCGAGUCAGUCGACGGUCUGCCGGCGAGCAGUGCGGACGUGUCGCGGAAGGAUUUGAAGUUGUCGUCGGCCCGCAGAUAUUUGCUGGCACGACCGCGAUUUUGCCCCACCGUCUCGGUGCCCACGGUAACGCACGGCUCCCGCGGACAGAACCACCUCCUCUCUGCCCGGCCCGACGACCCUCCCUCCCUCGCGACGGUUACCCGGUGUUCUACCAGCGCCGCGGCGGUUCCCCUCUAUUGAUCGAAUUUGACCUGCGAAGUUUCCCCUAGCGUGUGCGGUAGUGGCGGCCGGCAGUGGCUCUCGCGCUUACGUUCCUCGGUUAGUGCGGUAAAUAAUCGCGAUACCUCGGCAUGGCUACUCCGACCGCUUGCACGCGGUUUAGUGACAACUACGAUCUCAAGGAGGAACUGGGCAAAGGUGCCUUCUCGGUGGUUCGACGAUGCGUUCAGAAGAGCACUGGUCACGAAUUCGCGGCGAAGAUCAUCAACACGAAAAAACUCACGGCCAGAGAUUUCCAGAAGCUCGAACGCGAGGCACGGAUAUGUAGGAAAUUGCAGCACCCAAAUAUCGGUGAGUGA